Molecule: messenger RNA, 2112 nt
Organism: Triticum dicoccoides
Lineage: Eukaryota; Viridiplantae; Streptophyta; Magnoliopsida; Poales; Poaceae
Product: probable plastidic glucose transporter 3
Exons: 14
Coding region: 208-1683 (491 amino acids)
Biological process (GO): monosaccharide transmembrane transport
Cellular component (GO): membrane
Molecular function (GO): hexose transmembrane transporter activity
Source: RefSeq, a predicted model, not a curated record
GCCGCUGGUCGGUCCCCGUGCUACGACGCCAAACCCACUCAAAAGGUAGUCAAAUCUCCCCCACCGUGCCACUCAGCGACACGCGCCCAGCCCCAAUAUAGGCCAGGCGGCCCUCUCCCAGAUCCCUUUCUCUCUCCCUCUCUCUCCUCCCCUCGCCUCGCUCUCCGCCUCCGAUUCCUUCCCCAAUCAAUCUCCUGCGGGGAGGCGAUGCGGUGGAAGCUCGGCACCGCGGCGUACAAGCGCGUGCCGUCCCGGGACGCCGCCAUGGACCCCGACCUCGAGACGCCAGAUCCGGCAGCAGAGAAGACGCCCGACGGGGGCGGCGGAGGAGCAGGGGCAGCAGGCCCGUCGUGGCGCAGGUCGCUGCCGCACGUGUGCGUCGCCACCGUCACCUCCUUCCUCUUCGGCUACCACACCGGGGUGGUGAACGAGCCGCUCGAGAGCAUCUCCGCCGACCUCGGAUUCGCCGGCAACACGCUGGCCGAAGGACUCGUGGUCAGCAUAUGCUUGGGGGGAGCAUUCGUGGGAUGCCUCUUCAGCGGCUCAGUCGCCGACGGAAUCGGCCGGCGCCGCGCUUUUCAGCUCAGCACCCUGCCCAUGAUCGUGGGAGCCGCCUUAAGUGCUCUCACCAACAGCCUGGAAGGAAUGCUAUUUGGAAGAUUAUUGGUUGGAGCAGGAAUGGGGUUGGGUCCACCGGUGGCUUCACUCUACAUAACAGAGGUCUCUCCCCCCUCUGUGAGGGGUAUGUAUGGCAGCUUUGUUCAGAUUGCGACCUGUCUGGGAAUCUUAUUUUCUCUUCUAGUCGGUACCCCUGUCAAGGACAUUGAUAGAUGGUGGAGAGUGUGUUUCUGGGUUUCAGCUGUCCCAGCAGUUUUACAAGCUAUUGCUAUGGAGUUCUGUGUUGAGAGCCCCCAGUGGCUAUAUAAGUGUGGAAGAACAAACGAAGCAGAAAUGCAGUUUGAGAAGCUUCUAGGCCCUCUUCACGUAAAAUCUGCUAUGGCAGAACUUUCUCGAUCGGAGAGAGGGGAUGAUGGGGAAAGUGUGAAGUUCUCAGAGUUGUUUUAUGGUCGUCACUUCAAUGUUGUUUUUAUUGGCACAACGCUCUUUGCUUUACAACAGUUAUCGGGCAUAAAUUCUGUGUUCUAUUUCUCAUCAACUGUGUUCAGAAGUGUGGGGGUGCCCUCUAGCCUUGCCAAUAUAUGCAUGGGGAUUGCAAAUUUAUUAGGUUCUAUUAUAGCUAUGCUUCUAAUGGACAAACUAGGCAGGAAAAUGCUUCUUGUAGGAAGCUUCUUUUUCAUGGCCUUCUCAAUGGGACUUCAGGCUAUUGGAGCGAAUCGUCACCUUGGUUCUGCAAGUGUGUAUCUUUCGGUUGGUGGCAUACUGCUGUUUGUCUUGGCAUUUUCGUUGGGAGCAGGCCCAGUUCCAGGACUUCUUUUACCUGAGAUUUUCCCAAACAAAAUUCGGGCCAAAGCUAUGGCUCUGUGUAUGUCAGUACAUUGGGGCGUCAACUUCUUCGUCAGUUUGUUAUUCUUGCGACUGCUGGAGCAACUUGGCCCACAAGUUCUGUACACAAUGUUCUCUUCAGCGUGUGUGGUAGGAGCAAUAUUUGUGCGGCGACACGUAGUCGAAACAAAGGGGAAAACUCUGCAGGAGAUAGAAGUUUCACUGUUGCAAACACAGUAAAGGUUUCACCGAGGCAGUAUCUUCUGCAUGCUGGGAAGGAAUGAAUUCAGUGGCGUUUUUGUCGCUGAACACCAGCCGGGCGGGCGGUCUGUUCCCAGAUCAAGUGAUCUGAUCAUCUCCUGCGGACAGAAUCGCCCUACGCUCGGUGUAAGUUCCCGGCCGUGCACGAACCUGUGACCGCUAGAGCAGUGGCAUACUAUCUUAGGAAUACAUACAUACAUAUAUGACAGACUGGUGAGGAGUUUUUUUGUCUGUUUAGGCUGAUAGUUGUUGGCCCUAUGUACUAUAUUGUGUUGUCUUGUGCUUAACUGUUGGUCAGUAAGGGCAGACUGGAUUUUGGAUGCUGAUGAACGAACGCUGUCGUAACGGUUUACUAUAGUUUGGAAUAAUAACAGCAGUUACAUGCCUCAUUGGAUGUAUUUUACUCCA